UUAGCCACUAAGCAAAAACAUCCCACCGUUGAAAACUCAGAUCUCUCUCUCUUUUCGUUUUUGUCUGAUAAUUUUGCAGAAAUUUUGAUCUCUCCCUUCCCUCAAUCUCAAUCGCUACCUAUGGAGGAUGUUACAAUGAAGGACGCUGAGCUACAUGAAGAAAUCUCCGACAAGUUUCUCUGCUGCGUUUGCCUGGAGCUUCUUUACAAACCGAUUGUGCUAUCAUGUGGUCACCUGUCGUGUUUCUGGUGCGUGCAUAAGUCCAUGAAUGAGCUGCGUGAGUCUCAUUGCCCCAUUUGUAGAGACCCUUAUGUUCACUUUCCUGCUGUCUGCCAAAAGCUUCAUUUCUUGCUCAAGAAGAUUUACCCUCUUGCCCAUCACAAGAGAGAGGAACAAGUUCUAAAGGAGGAACAAGAACUAGAAUGUUUUUCACCUCAGAUUGAUGAACCAAAGGCCAAGGAGGAGUCUGUAUGUAGUGGAGGUUCUCUAAAUGUCUCUGAUGAGCCGAAGGUGGAAGAGUGUUCUAAUGCAGAAAGGUUACUAUCCAGUGAAGAACCUAAAGAUGCAAACGCUCUUAAUGUCCAUGAGAAUGACAUACCUAAGAAUAAUAAAGUCAGUAAGCAAAUUUCAAAAGAUGAUUUGCUCUGUACAGCAUGUAAGGAGCUGCUCGUGCUGCCCGUAGUACUCAAUUGUGGACAUGUGUACUGUGAAGGAUGUGUAGUAGAUAUGUCUCAAGAAAGUGAAAAGAUCAAAUGUCAGGAGUGUCAUAUCUCUGACCCGAGAGGAUUUCCGAAAGUUUGUUUGGUUCUUGAGCAGCUUUUGGAGGAGAACUUUCCUGAAGAAUACAAUUCAAGGAAAAGUGGGAUUCAGAAAACGCGUGGUGCCCAUACUAGCAAAGGAAACAUUCAAAGCUCUCGCAAAGAAGGCCCAUCUUUGUCAGGCCCCAACAACAAUGAUCUUCCCUGGUGGGCAAACCCUGCUUCUAAUGUUCACAUCGGAGCGGGCUGUGAUUGUUGCGGAGUGUAUCCAAUCAUAGGGGAACGAUACAGAUGCAAAGACUGCAAGGAAGAAAUUGGUUAUGACCUUUGCAAAGACUGUUACGAGACUCCUUCAAAAGUUCCAGGGAGAUUCAACCAACAACACACCCCAGACCACAGGCUUGAGCUCGCUCAGGUUCCUCAGGUUCUACUCAAUAUCGAGUCUAUAGGCUUCCUUCUAGGACCGAUGGUUAGUGAAGGCGUGAGUGGAGAAGAUAGUGAUGAUGAUAGCGAGGAAGAAGGGCCUCCUGAUUCUAAUGAGGUAUCAUCAAGCGCUGAUUGAAACAGCAUUUAAGUAUGUGGAAUCUUAAAGCAUGGUUUGCGUUUGUGUUUGCAUAUUUUUUUUUUUUGAAGUAUGGUUUUUAAACAAAGUUCAUUUGUUAAUUUAUAUAUAUAUUAUAUAUAACGCAAACAAAGACAGUCUUAUGUUUUUAUUUGGUUGCGUAUUUUGGAAUAAUAUUUUUUCAAAGAACUGAAAAAAAAAAUUUACUAAGG
This is a messenger RNA of Eruca vesicaria subsp. sativa (arugula), 1532 nucleotides long. The record is from the annotation of a GenBank genome assembly. Lineage: Eukaryota; Viridiplantae; Streptophyta; Magnoliopsida; Brassicales; Brassicaceae.